AUGGAGAAUGAUAAAGGCCCAGCCAUCAAGGCAGCCUGCAUUACGCUGUGGAUGUUGGGCACCGUUUUCGUCUGCCUCCGCCUGUUUACGAGAAAACAUAUCAUGAAAAAUGUACACGUCGAUGACUACCUGAUAAUUCUGGCUACUGCGUUUGGAUGGGCGAACACUGCGACGGCCAUCGUAGCCGUUGCGCACGGAAGCGGACGACACACCGACACACUCACUCUUGGACAGCAAGGAAAUGCCAAGUUUUAUACCAUAUUGUCAUUCCCUUUUGGCGUAUUGUCCUUCACAAUUCCGAAAUUCGCCGUGGCAGCGCUCCUCAGCAGACUGCUAAACCCAUCCAGGGUGCACCACGCCUUUCUAUGGGGUCUACCAUGGCUCUGCCUCAUAUCCGUCAUCAUCUGCAUCAUCAUCUUAUUUGCGCAAUGUACCCCAGCUGCUUUCAUGUGGGGUGGUGCACCAGAAGGGAAGUGUAUCAGCCCGUGGGUGCUCAUCGAUUUUUCUAUCUAUACAGGAGCAGCGCUCUCGGCCUUUACGGAUCUGUACCUUGCCAUCUAUCCCGCAAUGAUACUAUGGGGACUACAGAUAAACAUCCGAAAGAAGACGGCCCUUUCUGUUGCCCUAGGUAUCGGAUCGAUCUCCUGCGGCGUCGCCAUAUACAAAUCAACCCGCCUAGACUCCUUGGCUUCGCCGGACUUUAUCUAUGAUACGGCAGUUUUGGUCAUUUGGACCGCGGCCGAGGCAACCAGCACAGUCAUCGCCUGUUGCAUCCCCAUUCUGCAACCACUGGUGGAGAUUCUGUUCGGUCGGAAGAUACUCAGUGGCUCCUCGUCAUCCUACAAGAACUACGAUUAUCACAACGACCGAUCUGGGGAUAUGGAGCUUUCCAAAAUCGGACGCUCGGGAAUCCAGCAUACAGCAAGAACGCAUACCCUUGGCUCUCGUUCGGGUGACCCGGACUUGGAUUCCCAGGAGAGCAUUCUCCCCAAGGACAGCAAGGGUACCGAUAGGAAGAAGGCUCAGAUGCACGGUCGACAUAUCACGAGAACCGAUGUGAUAACAGUUACAUAUGACGACAGGGUUACGAUUGACAGCGAGCAGAAAGAUCAGGGUGUGACUACCGCAAUGUAG
Clonostachys solani is the source of this 1134-nucleotide messenger RNA. The record is from the annotation of a GenBank genome assembly. NCBI's taxonomy places the organism in Eukaryota, Fungi, Ascomycota, Sordariomycetes, Hypocreales, Bionectriaceae.